CCCUUCCCUCCUCCAAUAAAAUAUUAGUGCUACUUACUACUGACGACUCUUGAGGUUUAAUCCGAUAUUAGCCGUUUAAUUUGAAGAUAUCUUUGAGAUUUCUUGCUUAUUUAGUCAUUUGCCUAUUUAGCCAAGAAAAUCUAUGGUGACAACGACAAACCUUGCAAUUCAACUCGCACCAAAUUAAGGAUCUUUUAUACCGUCAAAAUGGCGGAACUUUCACAGGGAGAUCGCGACAUUAUCAAGAACCAUCCUCUAACCAACUCAGUCAAUAGUUUACAAGGUGUGCUUCAGGAAGCUGAAAAAAUCUAUGAGUCGCGCCCUCUCAACAGCCUUGACCAACUCUAUCAGGGGGCGACUUCGGGACUCCUCUCAGCUUUACAGGGAGAGGAUGCAGCUUACAGCCUUCGCUCACGGAUGAGUGAUGGAAAUGUGGCAUCUGAUCUAGCACAAUUAGUCGAGCGCCUCCAAAAGGCAAAAGGAAACUUCAGAUACUACGAGUAUCGGCUGCUAGUAUGUCUAGUCAUCCAAAGACCACCAGACAUCGAACUCCAGAGCGUCGAAAAAUGGAACAUCGACAUCUGGAAAGCUAUAUUUAACCUCAUUGUCACAAUCCCUCGAACAACACCAUCAGCGAGCAUCCCCCCCUCCUUUGACAACACCCCAGUCAAAUCCACCUCAUCAUCACAGAAAGGUUCCAAACAGACACUUGAGUUAGUGAAUCCAAGAAUCUUUGAGGAGAUACAUGACUGCAAAUUUCAAGAUGUUGAGGGCUUCUUCAACAAGUACUUUGAGGGAAAAGACUGGAGCAGCAAAGCAGAUGCUAUCUGUCAACAUGUGCUAGCCUCAGACAAAGAUCUUCUCUUGAAAUCAUGCGGCAUCUACUACACCACAGCAAGCAAAGCAGAUCUUACUGGUUCAAAGACAGAACAGCAAGUUGAUCUUCUUUUGAGAGCUAGGGGUGAGAGUCUCUCACAGAAUAAACAUGACUGGAGAGACAUUCUGGUAGUUGAUGAGCUCAAAAAAUCUAAGGAGGAGAUCAGGAUCAAAGGCACUCUGUUGCAGAUGAGCCGCUAUGUGCAUGAGAUCUUUUCUGCCCAGCUCAUCUGGCACUCAGGCAUCAUCAACAUUGACACAGAUUCAAGACAGUUCUUUCAAGUGCUUGUGAGUUACACCAUGAUGAGUGAUAAGAAGCUGGGACUGGAUAUCUUUAUUGUUAGAGAUGAAGGUGGCAGCAAAUCAAUAACUGUCAAAGAGCCUGGAAACUCAGAGGAAAAGAUGCUGCAGCUAGGGGAAAUGCUUUCUUUUCAGCAUGUCAUUAUGUCAGACAAACGGCAGCCAGAGGCAGAAGUUCUCAAGCUAGCAGGUCAAAAAAAUGUCCAAGGGGUUGCCAGGAUCAUUGGCCACAGUGUCAUCACUAGUAUUGCUGACAUGCGCUGCGGCCUGACCUUCAACAAUAAGCAACAUGACUUCAAAAGUGCACCCCCCAGCACACCCUUCUUCUUUCAUCAAUCUCAGCUGCUCACUGAGCCCUGUCGCCUAGAUCUCCAUCAAAAAUCGUCUUCCAUAAAGCACAGAUCCCCAGACAAGGGGAUGCAGACAUUCAAACGAUCGCGUUCCAUCAAUCAACUGUCAAGGGACACUCAGCAGGAGCAUGAGCCCAUCAAUCAACUGUCACAGGACACUCAGCAGGAGAAUGAGCUAGCUUUCUCCAUUCAGUCAGCACACAAGCCAAGCCUAUUUGACAGGGAUGGUGAGGAACUCUAUGACAACCGUGUUCUUCACUGUCUUGUGAUAUCACCCGCUGGCCGGUCAAUCUACAGAUACAAGUCACCCCUGGAGCUGCUCAAGGCCCUUCGCGAUGUAAUAAAGGCACACCAGCCUCUAUAUCUGGAUGGGAACAUUCUUCAUCAGGAUAUUUCAGAGAACAAUAUAAUAAUAAUCAAUCCAGAUAAGACAGAUGAUCUCUCUGACAUGCUAAUUGAUCUAGAUCUUGCCAAAGAAGUUGAUAGCAGGUGA
Blastomyces gilchristii SLH14081 is the source of this 2019-nucleotide messenger RNA. RefSeq lists its product as uncharacterized. NCBI's taxonomy places the organism in Eukaryota, Fungi, Ascomycota, Eurotiomycetes, Onygenales, Ajellomycetaceae. The record is from RefSeq and is a predicted model, not a curated record. The transcript is spliced from 4 exons. The coding region runs from base 208 to 2019 and encodes 603 amino acids.